CGAAUUUGCUAACUAUGGUUUCACCUUUAGAUCCUUGAAUGGUAUGGUAAGAAUAUAAUUUUUCAACGAAAAAAAUAAUGUUUUGAUAUGAAAUCAGGCUAAUAUGGUCCAAUCGGCCGAUACAUAUCAACACCCUGAACGCGCUGAAAGAAUCAGUUUUGGAUAAUCUUGUAAUUUACCAAAACAAUAACCCCAAAAGGGAAUAUAAAAUAUAGCAAAGGUGAACGGAAAUAACUAACUCAUCAAGUCUAAUAGAUUGUCAUUUUCCCGCCUCUUUUCUACCUUCCCAUAACAAACUAUAAAUCUGCAAGACUGCAACUCUACACGCCACUCUUGAAAGCUGAAGCUGAGUUAGAAAACCUCCAAUUUCCGCCAUUGUUUCAUUUUCACGAACAAGCUAUUCAACUCGCAAAUCUACUCCAUCAUUCUUCCUGUUGAAAGCGAAGUACACAGGAAGCCAAGAUGCAGGGCCAGGGGUACGGACAUGGUUCCAAGUAUUCCGACGAAGAAGAUUACUUUUCGACUUCAGAUUCGGACUUGAGCGUUAGCGAUGAAGGUGAAAGUCAUCCGCAUGAACCUCCGACGGCAGAGGAAGAGAGGGAGUUCCAUAAAGGAAAAUCUGUGGUUGAUAUUAGAGACGAUAGUGAUGUUUCUGUCCCAAGAAAGAUACACCGAGUAGACCUUGACCUGGUUGAAAAAAAGAGUAAAAGAAGCAGUGAAGAAGAACCGGCUCCCCAUGUUGAAGAAGAUGGAGGUUGUCGCUUGGAUGCAGCUGAGAAGAAGGAAGGGACAAAGAGAGAGAGGCCAAUGUUAAUGUGGAAGAUUUUGGAGGAAGAGAAUGAGAGGUGGAUCGAUGCCAAUGAAACAAAAGAUACUGAAUUGGACAAUGUAGGUGGGGAAAUGGAUGAAUAUGCUGGGGAUCCCCCAUAUUUGUUAAUUCCUCUGCUUAAGUUCCAAAAGGAAUGGCUUGCCUGGGCAUUGAAACAGGAAGAAUCGGAAAUGAGAGGAGGAAUCCUAGCAGAUGAGACGGGAAUGGGUAAGACCAUCCAGGCCAUUGCACUAGUUCUUACCAAGCAGGCAAUGACCCUGACCCUAGCAUCCAGACCAUUCCUCUUGCUUUCAUACAGUGUGAUGCCUGAAACAGAAUGCACCCUAGUUAUUUGCCCCGAGGUUGCUCUUAUGCAGUGGAAGAAUGACAUGGAGAAGAUCGCAAAGAAAGGGAUCAUCAGGGUAUUAGUAUACCACGGGCCCAAAAGAAAGAAGAAGUUAUAUCAGUUCUUUGAGAAUGAUUUUGUCCUGACCACAUAUUCCAUCCUUUCGGCAGAGUACAGAAAGGUGAUGCCAACCAAAAAGAAAAUGAAAUCUUCUGGUCUAGAAGCUGAUACCAGUCAAUAUAAGAAGCAGGAUGAACAAGAAGCGGAGCCGAAGGAGAAUCCAGCAGGAUCACACCAUGGUGCUGCAUCCAGGAACUCAGUGCUGCACUCUGUGAAGUGGACCCGCAUAAUUUUGGAUGAAGUAAGCUCACAUAAUCCCAUCUUACAGUAUUGUUACUCUUUGUCCCUCUGA
Molecule: messenger RNA, 1566 nt
Organism: Macadamia integrifolia
Lineage: Eukaryota; Viridiplantae; Streptophyta; Magnoliopsida; Proteales; Proteaceae
Product: helicase-like transcription factor CHR28
Exons: 3
Coding region: 463-1566 (367 amino acids)
Molecular function (GO): ATP-dependent chromatin remodeler activity; ATP binding
Source: RefSeq, a predicted model, not a curated record